Molecule: messenger RNA, 3140 nt
Organism: Polistes dominula (European paper wasp)
Lineage: Eukaryota; Metazoa; Arthropoda; Insecta; Hymenoptera; Vespidae
Gene: Optix
Product: optix
Biological process (GO): regulation of transcription by RNA polymerase II
Cellular component (GO): nucleus; transcription regulator complex
Molecular function (GO): RNA polymerase II cis-regulatory region sequence-specific DNA binding; DNA-binding transcription factor activity, RNA polymerase II-specific
Source: RefSeq, a predicted model, not a curated record
UGCCGCCGCCGUUGUCGGGGUACUACCACCCGAUUCCAACGGGCGCGUACAAACGUAUCAUGCUGGGUAGGGCCGGUGCCGAGAUGCCGGCUUGUAAACGAAACCAGUUUGCUAUCCGAUACGAUCCAGGCAACAGCGGCCUCGCGCGAUAUAUCCUACACGAGCUAAGAUCGUUCCUGCUAGGUGGAAGGAUCCAAAAGCAUCUCGGUCCAAGAACAGACGACAGGAUGUGGGGAUAGGACGAAAUCACCUGACACCCGACCAGGACACACGAGGUGAAAGCUGCUGCUGCUGCUGCUGCUGCUGCUGUUACUGCUGCUGCCUAGUCCACGAGAACAGAUAACGGGGGACAGUUUUUCAGUACAAAUCUACAUGCUCCUACGAUCGGGAUAACCAUUGUCCUUCAUUCUUCUAUCUUCGUGGGACUACUGUUCUUCUUAUUAGUCUUCUUCUUCUUCUUCUUUGUUCUUUUAUUAUUAUUAUUAUUCUUUGUUUUUGUUGUCAUCGUAAUUAUAAAUCUUUCAACGUAUUUGUUGUUCAAAUUGCUGAUCGCGGAAAUAGUUCGCGUACAAAAUUUUAUAUUAUUAUUAUUAUUAUGAUUAUUGAAAGACAGUUGACAAAAUCGAAUUGUUUUUUGUGUAGAUAGUGUAAAAAAAAAAUUGAAUAAGUGGACUUGUCAAGUGUGACGAUAUUAAUCGUAAAAAUAAAUCAACGUAUAUUCAGAUACAUUUAUUCAAUGGUUACGAUCGAGUCUGAUUAUCAGUGAAGUUAUUUUUUCAUAUUUCUUCUCUUCUACAAAAAAAAAAAGAAAGAUAUGAAACUGUCAUGAGAGUGUCGAGAAGAAAGUACAAAUCGGAAAGGCGGGAAUCCUGAGACAAUAAAAGUUAUGAAGAAGAAUAGACUGUGUUAUAACAUCUCGGUAAUAGUAAUUAAGAAAACGAUUGAAUUCUAAUCGUUGAAUAUUGUGAUAAAGUUUCGGGUUCCGAGAUGUCGGCAGUGGCACCGCCAGGAACCGGUGGUGCGGCGCCCGCACCAAACGGUCCGAUUGUUCCGGCUCCUGUUUUUGCUUUACCAACGUUGUCCUUCACCGUCGGUCAGGUAGCCACAGUUUGCGAAACCUUGGAAGAAAGCGGUGACAUAGAAAGAUUGGCUAGGUUCUUAUGGAGUCUUCCAGUUGCACAUCCUAACAUUCAAGAAUUGAAUCAAAACGAGGCAGUAUUGAGAGCACGUGCUAUAGUUGCCUUUCAUUCAGGACAUUAUAGAGAAUUAUACAAUAUAUUAGAAAGAAAUAAAUUUACUAAGGAUUCCCAUGGUAAAUUACAAGCAAUGUGGUUGGAAGCCCAUUAUCAGGAAGCGGAAAAACUUCGUGGAAGACCGUUGGGUCCUGUUGACAAGUAUAGAGUUAGAAAGAAAUUCCCAUUGCCAAGGACUAUUUGGGAUGGCGAACAGAAAACUCAUUGCUUCAAGGAAAGAACUAGAUCGUUACUACGAGAAUGGUAUCUUCAGGAUCCUUAUCCUAAUCCAGGAAAGAAGAGAGAAUUAGCUGCGGCCACUGGUCUAACACCGACUCAGGUUGGUAAUUGGUUCAAAAACCGAAGGCAGAGGGAUCGUGCUGCUGCAGCAAAGAACAGAUUGCAGCAACAAUCGAGUCCAGGAAAUGGAAACAAUCGACGUAAUUUGAGUCCAGGACCUGGUGGUAGCGAUUCCGAAGAUUCAGAUAUUUCAUUGGGAGGAACAUCACAAGCGUCACCAAAUUCCUCACCAACUCCAACUCAUCAACCCUCUCCCGUACCAUUGGGUCCACUUGGUCCACUUCCACCACCCGGAAUAAGUUUUCGUUUCGAUCCAAAUCAAUCGUACCGAUUUAGUCAAACGACAGGCUUCAAAUUCCCUGGUGCUUUUAGAUAUAGUCCUCAUAGUCCUCAACAUAAUCAUCCUAACAUCGUAGGUGGUGGAAUGUUCAGGCUUACUGAAACCAGUCCCUUUCAAGCGGUAGGACCUAGAGGUGAUCUUGGAUCAAGACUGCCAGAUCCACUUGGACUACCACCCCCGAGGUUGCAUCCUCACGAAAGUUUGCUACAUCAUCCCCAUCCGCAGCAUCCUUUACCCGAGGGAAUAUCUAGGAUAUCUGAGGGCUCCAGGUUAUCCGAUGGACUCUCAGAACCACACAGUCCACCAUUGAUGGCAACGAAUCUGUCUGUAACGGGUCCGUUGAGAGUGGCUGUUCCAAGUCCGCACACACCAUCCUCAAGAGGUAGUCCAUCAUCAAAUCAGCCUACUCCUCAGGGCCAGGCUCAAGGUCAAGGUUUAAUAAGGGUCGCUACACCACCGGUUGUCGUUAAUCCAAAACCACCCCAAAUUCACAGGCCAUUUUCGCCGGCGUGAUACGACAGAGAUUCAAACGAAGAAAUCGUUGUUACGGACAACGAAAUUGAUGAUGAUCGUUCGUUGAUGUCAAAUUACGAAGUGUCAACAACCGGGAAUCUACAACAAAGACAUUUCGAAGUAUUGUGAAAAUGUUUCAAUCGAUGAGCAUACACACACAAGUGAGAGAACAAUUGUUCAAUGAAGAAAAUCGUUUCGAAUGAUCAGUGCGCGAUUUGGUGAUGGAAACCUAAGGGUUUGUGAAUUUUCUGGUGAAUAUCUUUGUGAAGAAUGGAAAAUAAAAAAAAAGAGGAGAUGGUGGGGGAUAAGGGACAGUUUUCGAAUAAAACCCUUUUGUGUGAGAAACAAGCAAUAUUUCGCGAAAUAUUUCUAGUGAUUUUGCGACAAAUACUACGACUUCUUUUUUUUUUGUUCUUUUUUUCUUUUUUUGCUUUUGAAGGAUCCGUUUAACCCUUUCACUACUACGGGUGACUAUAGUCACCCGCCACAAAACGACACCCGCACACGACGGGUGACUAUAGUCACCCGUCACACGAUGCCACCUAUACGCGACGGGUGACUAUAGUCAUAGACUAUAGUCACAUAAUUAUGAACAAAAAUCAUUUUGGUUCUAAAAGUAAUGUCACAAAGUCGUUUUUGAGACAAUAGGCUCCGAAUGCUAAAGACUGCGCGCGCUUAAUGUUCCCACUUUCGGUACGGCGCUCCGUUCUAGACGAGGUACUUCGCGGCGAGGCCCACCGUAGCGAAAGGGUUAA